Molecule: messenger RNA, 1061 nt
Organism: Hipposideros armiger (great roundleaf bat)
Lineage: Eukaryota; Metazoa; Chordata; Mammalia; Chiroptera; Hipposideridae
Product: olfactory receptor 149-like
Exons: 1
Coding region: 1-951 (316 amino acids)
Biological process (GO): G protein-coupled receptor signaling pathway
Cellular component (GO): membrane
Molecular function (GO): G protein-coupled receptor activity; olfactory receptor activity
Source: RefSeq, a predicted model, not a curated record
AUGAGGAAUGCCUCAGUGGUGACCGAGUUUAUCCUGCUGGGCAUCCCACACACAAAGGAUCUGGAGACCAUGCUCUUUGUCCUGUUUUUGUCUUUCUACAUAUUCACCCUAGUGGGAAACCUGCUCAUCCUACUGGCAAUUGUCUCCUCCACUCAACUUCAUACUCCUAUGUACUUCUUCCUGUGUAAACUGUCGGUGUGUGACAUAUUUUUCCCUUCUGUGAGUUCCCCCAAGAUGCUCUUCUACCUCUCAGGGAAUAGUCGAACCAUCUCCUAUGCUGGCUGUGCAUCUCAGCUCUUCUUCUACCAUUUCCUGGGCUGUACUGAGUGUUUCCUGUACACAGUGAUGGCCUAUGACCGCUUUGUUGCGAUAUGUUACCCUCUACGCUACACGAUAAUCAUGAGCCACAGAGUAUGUGCCAUCCUAGCCCUGGGAACCUCAGUAUUUGGCUGUAUUCAGGCCACCUUUCUAACCACUCUCACCUUCCAAUUGCCCUACUGUGGCUCCAAUGAAGUAGACUAUUUCUUCUGUGACAUCCCAGUGAUGUUGAAGCUGGCUUGUGCAGACACCUCUACCAUGGAGAUGGUGGGGUUUAUCAGUGUUGGCCUCAUGCCCCUCAGCUGCUUCCUUCUCAUCCUCACUUCCUACAGUCUCAUUGUCCACUCCAUCCUGCAGAUCCGCUCUGUGGAGGGCCGACGUCGUGCCUUUUCUACUUGCAGUGCCCACCUCACUGCAAUCUUACUUUUCUACAUGCCAGUGGUCCUCAUUUACCUAAGGCCAACCCCAAGUCCCUGGCUGGAUGCAACUGUUCAGGUCAUGAAUAACCUGGUUACUUGCAUGCUGAACCCCUUGAUCUACAGCCUCAGGAAUAAGGAGGUAAAAUCAUCUCUGAGGAAAGUCCUACAUCAACUGGUCUUCCUUUGUGAGCAGUUGCAGAGAGAAAAAGAGUAGCUAACACUUCAACUGCACUUCAUAGCUUAUAAAAUAUUUUAAAAUGGUCCUCACAAAUAUUUUUGGAUUUGAGAGUGCAGGUGUUAUUAUGAUUACCUCCAUUUUACAAU